Messenger RNA from Microtus oregoni (creeping vole), 1680 nucleotides. Its product is annotated as zinc finger protein 431-like. Gene Ontology annotation, biological process: regulation of transcription by RNA polymerase II. Gene Ontology annotation, cellular component: nucleus. The record is from RefSeq and is a predicted model, not a curated record. Lineage: Eukaryota; Metazoa; Chordata; Mammalia; Rodentia; Cricetidae. Bases 1 to 1680 code for a protein of 559 amino acids. Gene Ontology annotation, molecular function: DNA-binding transcription activator activity, RNA polymerase II-specific; RNA polymerase II cis-regulatory region sequence-specific DNA binding. The transcript is spliced from 4 exons.
AUGGAUAGUUAUAAUCCCCAUGCAGUGACCUAUGAUGAUGUUCAUAUCAACUUCACUCAGGAAGAGUGGGAUUUGCUGAAUCCUUCCCAGAAAAAUCUCUACAAAGAUGUGAUGCUGGAGACCUACAGGAACCUCACUACUAUAGGGUACAUUUUGGAGGACUGUAACACUGAAGAACAUAGUCAAUGUUCUAGAAGACCUGCAAGGAAUGAAAAAACACAUACCAGAGAAAAAUGCUGUGAAAUUAAGCAAUGUGGUAAAGCCUUUGAUUAUCACAGUCAUCAUCAAAUGCAUGAAAGAACACACACUGGAGAGAAACCCUAUGAAUAUAGUCAAGAUGAUAGAGACUUAGUUCUUUAUGAAACUCAUCACAGUCAUAAAAGAACACAAAAUAAAGAAAAAUCAAAUGAAUUUAAUCUGCUUGGUAAGGCGUUUGCUGAUCACAGUCAUCUUCAAAGGCAUAAAAGAACACAUACUGGAGAGAAACCCUAUGAAUGUAGUCAGUGUGGUAAAUACUUUGCAUGUCUGGAUUGUUUUCAAUUGCAUGAAAGAACACAUACUGGAGAAAAACCCAAUGAAUGUAAUCAGUGUGGUAAGGCCUUUGCUCAACGUGGUAGUCUUCAAAAGCAUAAAAAAACACAUACUGGAGAGAAACCCUAUGCAUGUAAUCAGUGUGGUAAGGACUUUGCUGAAAAGAGUACUCUUCAAAAGCAUAAAAGAACACACACUGGAGAGAAACCCUAUGAAUGGAAUCAGUGUGGUAAGGCAUUUGCUCAACACAGUCAUCUUCAAAGGCAUAAAAAAAGACAUACUGGAGGGAAACCCUAUGCAUGUAAUCAGUGUGGUAAGGCCUUUGCUGAAAAUAGUACUCUUCAAAAGCAUAAAAGAGCACACACUGGAGAGAAACCCUAUGGAUGUAAUCAGUGUGGUAAGGCCUUUGCUCAACGUGGUAAUCUUCAAAUGCAUAAAAGAAUACAUACGGGAGAGAAACCCUAUGAAUGUAAUCAGUGUGGUAAGGCCUUUUCACGUCAUAGUUACCUUCAAUACCAUAAAAGAGCACAUACUGGAAAGAAACCCUAUGAAUGUAAUCAGUGUGGUAAGGCCUUUGCUCAACGUGGUAAUCUUCAAAUGCAUAAAAGAAUACAUACGGGAGAGAAACCCUAUGAAUGUAAUCAGUGUGCUAAGGCCUUUGCUGAAAAUAGUACUCUUCAAAAGCAUAAAAGAACACACACUGGAGAGAAACCCUAUGAAUGUAAUCAGUGUGGUAAGGCCGUUGCACGUCAUAGUUACUUUCAAUACCAUAAAAGAGCACAUACUGGAGAGAAACCCUAUGAAUGUAAUCAGUGUGGUAAGGCCUUUGCUCAACGUGGUACUCUUGAAAUACAUAAAAGAAUACAUACUGGAGAGGAACCCUAUGAAUGUAAUCAGUGUGGUAAGGCCUUUGCACGUCACAGUCACCUUCAAAGGCAUAAAAGAACACAUACUGGAGAGAAACCCUAUGAAUGUAAUCAGUGUGGUAAGGCCUUUGCACGUCACCGUCAUCUUCAAAGGCAUAAAAGAACACAUACUGGAGAGAAACCCUAUGAAUGUAAUCAGUGUGGUAAGGCCUUUGCACGUCACAGUCAUCUUCAAAGGCAUAAAAGAACACAUACUGGAGAGAAACCCUUUGAAUGUAAUUAA